AUGGGGAGGAGGAAGACCUGCGUACAGGUCCAAGCAGUGGUAGUGAUGACAUCCCCCUUCACCUGUCCCCUGUACCCCCAGCCAGAGCAGCCCCCAGCCCCCAACGCCCCUGCCCUCCACCGCCGCUCCGUGCUACCCCCGGCCCGGAUCUCUCCCACAGUCCGAGGUAGACCAGCAGAUCGUGGUGGUUCAGGAACAGGGGUCGGAGGUCAGGAGUGUGAGCGUGCCCUGGUGCAGAAGCUGAGAGAGCGCUGUGAGGACCAGGCUCGACAGCUCCUGUCUCUGCAGGCUGAACUGAAGAGGGCUUCUCUUGGACUAGAGGUGUUUGCCAUUACUACACAGCACUUCUGCCACAAGAGUGAGAAUGCCAUCCUGAAGGAGAGGGAACUGUCCCUGGAGCUUGCCAGGAUAAGGGAUGAAGUGGCCUCAAGUGUGUCGCGGUGGGAGAUUCUGCAGCAGGACAAGGGGGAGUUGGAGCGGAGGUUUGAGCGGGAGCUGGAGGGUCUGCGUGCCCAGCAGCAGAGUGAGCUGGGCCGGCUGGAGGAGAGACUGAGGCAGUAUCACAGCCUAGAGAUACAGCGCCUGGAGGCCCAACGACAGGAGCAGCUGGAGAGACUGAGGACACAGCAGCUGGAGCAGAUGGAGGAGGUGACGGAGAACCAUGAGGAAGCUCUGACUGAAAUGGAGAACAACCACAACGACACGCUGGUCACUCUCAAGGAGGAGCAUGCCAGGACUGUCAAAAACCUGAAGAUGGCCCAUGAGCAGCAGAGGAAGUCACUGGAAGAGGACUUUGAGAAGCUCAGACUGUCGCUGCAGGACCAGGUGGACACGCUGACGUUUCAGAACCGCAGCCUGAGAGACCGAGCCAAGCGCUUUGAGGAGGCUCUACGCAGGAGCACCGACGAACAGAUAGUGGAUGCUCUGGCUCCAUACCAGCACAUUGAGGAGGAUCUGAAGAGCUUGAAGGAAGUUCUUUUAAUGAAGAAUCAACAGAUCCACGAACAGGAUGUCAAGAUCUCGGAGCUGGAGAGAAUGGCCCAAAAGAACGUGUUCCUGGAGGAAAGGGUGCAGAUGUUACAGCAGCAGAAUGAAGACCUGAGGGCCAGGAUAGAUAAGAACCUAGCCAUGUCCAGACAACUCUCGGAAGAGAACGCCAACCUCCAGGAGUCAAUGGAGAAGGAGAGCAACGAGAAGAAACGCUUGAGUCGGAACAACGAGGAGCUUCUGUGGCGUCUGCAGAGCCCUCACAUGUCCCCCACCGGCUCCCCCAUCCACCGAGGCUCUCCCAUCCUCCACUCCUCCAACACCUCCUCCCCUGGUCACCACCGUUCGUCCGCUGGCCCUGGGUCACCCGCACGACCGCACUCCUACCACCAAUGAGACGCCUCUCCUCAAUCCCCAUCGUCUCCAUCUCCCUAAUCUCCUUUUCCAGACGAGGAGGGGGAUGAUGGAAGAGCAUUUCUUCCUCCCACUACAUCCCUUCAUCCAUCCACUGACUUCAUCCAUCCACUGACUUCAUCCAUCCGCUUACUUCAUCCAUCCACUGACUUCAUCCAUCCACUGACUUCGUCCAUUCACUGACUUCAUCCAUCCACUGACUUCAUCCAUCCACUGACUUCAUCCAUCCGCUUACUUCAUCCAUUUAUUGAUUUCAUCCAUCCACUGACUCCUUCCAUCCACUGACUUCAUCCAUCCACUGACUUCAUCCAUCCACUGACUUCGUCCAUCCGCUGACUCCGUCCAUCCACUGACUUCGUCCAUCUGCUGACUUCAUCCAUCCGCUGACUUCAUCCAUUCAUUGAUUUCAUCCAUCCACUGACUUCAUCCAUCCCCUGACUUCAUCCAUUCAUUGAUUUCAUCCAUCCACUGACUUCAUCCAUCCACUGACUUCGUCCAUCCGCUGACUCCGUCCAUCCACUGACUUCGUCCAUCUGCUGACUUCAUCCAUCCGCUGACUUCAUCCAUUCAUUGAUUUCAUCCAUCCACUGACUUCAUCCAUCCCCUGACUUCAUCCAUUCAUUGAUUUCAUCCAUCCACUGACUUCAUUCAUCCACUGGCUUCAUCCAUUUAUUGAUUUCAUCCAUCCACUGACUCCUUCCAUCCACUGACUUCAUCCAUCCACUGACUUCAUCCAUUUAUUGAUUUCAUCCAUCCACUGACUUCAUCCAUCCACUGACUUCAUCCAUUUAUUGAUUUCAUCCAUCCACUGACUUCAUCCAUCCACUGACUUCAUCCAUUUAUUGAUUUCAUCCAUCCACUGACUUCAUCCAUCCACUGACUUCAUCCAUUUAUUGAUUUCAUCCAUCCACUGACUUCAUCCAUCCACUGACUUCAUCCAUUUAUUGAUUUCAUCCAUCCACUGACUUGUCUUGGGAAGUCCCUCUCCCUUUUUUUUAAUUUGGAGGACGGAGGAACUUCUUCUUCUACCCACAACGUCUCUCCUUCCAUCCAUUCAUCCCUGGAACUCUGGGACUUUUCAUCCAUCAUUUUUCAUCUUUCAUUUUUAUUCUCUUUAUUUAAUCAACGUUCUUUUCCCGACGUGGGAGAAAUAUGUCUCCAUCCAGUCAACUCAGAAAUGUUUUCCCCUUAGUGCAUAUUAGUGUCCCUAUCUGAGAAUAGUUGGCUUCAAAAACUUGCCCAGGUCCAAUGUUCCACUACUAGAUGGAUAUAGACACAGGCCAAGGCAACACAUCUGUGUGACAAAUUCUGAAGUGACAGAACGUGUUUCCCAAGUAAGGACCGAGGGCAGAGCUCUCCUCCAUCCCAUCUUGUUUGUAUCUCCGACCUUCGCGUAAUUGUAAUAUCACAAGGUCUGUGCUCUCGAACCACGGAGGUUUUGAAAUGUAGGAUUUUUUAUUUAUUUUUAACCCCUCUCUCUAUCAAAAACACCCUGAUGCCCCUUUCCUUUUAUGAAUUCUAUCAAGCAGACAGACUGAUGUAGAAGAAGGACUCUCUCCGCCAUUUUGGAUCUCAUGGUGCCUACAGUAUCUCUCUCCAUGUAUUUACCUCCAACUGUAUCUUCAGCUACUGGUCAGAAACGCAACAAUGAAUACAAGAAGCGCCUUCGCUGUCCUGCCUUUACUGUCUGCCUUCUGUAUACAGUAGGCAGGUCUCUCACCAGCAAUAUCCUUCUCAAGCCCCCCCCCCCGGGAACUACACAACAGCAUUAAGAAACAACUGCAUAUGUUUUCAUAAUGUUAGCCUUCAUAUUAGUGCAUAUUACAUUUACGUGUUAGUCGUUUAGCAGACAGUCUUCUCCAGAGAGACUAACAGGAGCAAUUAGGGUUAAGUGCCUUGCUCAAGGGCACAUUGGCAGAUUUGUUUUUUUUUCUCACCUAGUCAGCUCGGGGGGAGGGGGGGGACCUUUC
Molecule: messenger RNA, 3371 nt
Organism: Oncorhynchus tshawytscha (Chinook salmon)
Lineage: Eukaryota; Metazoa; Chordata; Actinopteri; Salmoniformes; Salmonidae
Gene: mtus2b
Product: microtubule associated tumor suppressor candidate 2b
Exons: 11
Coding region: 1-1383 (460 amino acids)
Cellular component (GO): cytoplasm; nucleus
Molecular function (GO): microtubule binding
Source: RefSeq, a predicted model, not a curated record